UUUUAAUAACGCAUACAAAAACAGCACGGGCGGGUAUGCGUCUGACGUACAAGGCUCUACAUAAUAUAAUUUCCGAGUUGGAAUGAUAAAAGGAAGGUAUUUUGUGUAGCGACCGAUAGGCGGCAUUAUGCGUUCAUUGUAGCGGAAGAUACUGCGCUUCGGAACGGCUACACAUGGGAUGUUAAAAAUGAUGACGAUCAUGUAAAACAAACCCCAUAAAAAAAAACACAGUUCGUGUGAUCGCAGUACAUUGUAAAGACUGAAAGAGGAGGAGACAGCAGAAGAAAGUUUGUCCACAGGCCACUCCCCUAGUAACCAACAAAAAUGGUGGACGACCAUCGCUGGUGCAGCACCACUGAGCCAUACCAAGACCAGCGUGGUCGACUGGUAUCCAAGAACACCUGGCUGGUGCCCUGCUUUCUCGGUGUGGAUUACGUACUCUUCGCUGGUGUCGGCGUCCUCUGGUUCCUUCUAGAGUUCACGUACUAUCUUCCCGCGCCAGCUAAGAGAGGUUUUUGGUGUAAUGAGAGGCAGUAUAUGAUGCCUUACAUCGAGGAUGAAAUUGUGCCGGAAAGGGGGCUCUAUGUCAUCAGUUUUGCAGCGCCAGUAAUUUUGAUCCUUUCAGGUGAGAGCAUGUUGGCUCUGUGUAAGUGCGACAAGACCAAGGAAUCUUUGAAAAUGGUGCAUAGCUGCAGCCUUAAAUUGUACACGCCCUUGAGGAGGGCGUUUCGCUUCAUUGGCAUUUUUAGCCUGGGUGGGUUCGCAACUUGGGUUAUCACCGACUUCAUCCAGAUCGUAACGGGACGAAUGACUCCGUACUUCUUCGCUGCGUGCGACCCCGACGCCUGCAGUCCAGUCUACGGCGCGGCCGACACGAGAUUCGUCACGGACUACACCUGCUUGAAUGAAGACUACGACCUCAUCAAACAAGCCAGGAGGUCUUUGCCGUCUAUCCAUGCGUCCUUGGGUGCCUAUUCCUCCGUCUUUGCUACGGUAUAUCUCUCUACGCAAAUGCAGUUCCGUAACGUGCGUCUGCCCGUGCCGCUGUUUUGUCUGGCCUACGUGAGCUGCGCCGUGAUUUGGGGACUUUCCCGGGCGGCAUCGCACAGGAACCACUGGUCCGACGUGCUCGCCGGGUUCAUCCUCGGAACCUCCAUCGCCUUGUAUCUGAGCCUUGUCAUUCUGCGAGUCUUUCAAGAGAGACCUGCCAAGCCCCACUCCAAUCUCACCGCUUCGCCCUCCAAAGGCUCAGGCUCCAUGUUCUCCAUCGAGGAGCAGCAUUUCAUGCAGACCGCCCCGUCAUCCUUUGUCUUACCCAGGGUGCAACACUGCGCCGACACCCUGUCGACUUCGCACGUGUCGCAACAGAAUGGGAUAGCGGCUGGUCACAACCCAUCCUAUGCAGACGAUAUGGUGAUCAUCCAUCACCAAGCACAGCCAGGAGUAUUCUGAAAGAAUCCGUGACUAAAAUCGUCAUUUGUGGGCCUACAGCUCACCAUUACCAAAAUAACCUACCAGUCGGCUGCUGUUAGACGUAAAAAGCACUAACGUUGCGAUGUAUGGAGAAAUCUUUCGCAAAAGCAAAGGUCGGCCUUAUACUUGAAGCUUUGCGUAUUAUAAUGUCACCACUAUCCCCUUAUAAUUGCAGAAGAAUCGUUUUCCGCAAUCAAUGUUUCCACUGAGUUGGUGACGGAGGCAAGUUAUGAUAUAUCAAGUAAAACGAGAUUAUAAACUGCCCUGCGAAUUCGCCAGGGUAGGCCUAUAGCAGUGAAAAUAGAAAAGACAGUAGGCCCACAAGAUCAGGAUUUUUUCGUCGUUUUUACCUGCACUAUGAACCGGCCUUGAGGCC
This is a messenger RNA of Patiria miniata (bat star), 1849 nucleotides long. RefSeq names its product phospholipid phosphatase-related protein type 1-like. The transcript has 8 exons. Gene Ontology annotation, molecular function: phosphatidate phosphatase activity. Gene Ontology annotation, biological process: phospholipid metabolic process; phospholipid dephosphorylation; signal transduction. The record is from RefSeq and is a predicted model, not a curated record. NCBI's taxonomy places the organism in Eukaryota, Metazoa, Echinodermata, Asteroidea, Valvatida, Asterinidae. Bases 325 to 1452 code for a protein of 375 amino acids.